AUGAUUCAAGGAGCUUAGACCGACUUCAUCCAUAUCUUAAAGAAAUAUAAAAAAAGUAAAAGGUACUCUCAAUUAUAAGAAUUGCAUAUUCAAUGUAUCGUUGAUGAAUUGAAAGGAGAAAUCAAAGAGGAGAAUUUUAACAAAUUUUUUGACAUCUUGCAAAGUUCAUUAAGCACUAUAGGGUCUUUUAAGUUUUUAGUACUUUGUCACAAACUGAUCUAUUAACUCUAGUAAGAAUUCGCUAGCAGAUUUAUUCAAAAUAAGCUAAUUCCUGGAGAUGACACAGAUAAGUCCAGGUUGGCUAUUUACUAUUAUAAUUUCUUAUUCAAAUUAUGCGAAAACUUUGAUUACUACAAAGAAGUCAUAGAGUUUAUUGAAACUGAUAAUAUUGUCAAGUUCUUGAAAUACGAAUUAAUUGUUCAAAUCCAAAUAUUAUAUCCCUUGGCCUAGAUGCUGUAGGAAUUGUCUUAAGUUGUAAAAUUAUUAGAUUACUUGCUUUGCAGAGAAUCACCACUCCUUCUCCAAUUGGGGACUUGCAUUUUGAAAGACUUUUGCGUCAUUUACAAUUUCUUAUCCACAGCUAUGCAGGAAUUGCAAAUAUUUAUUUUGAAGGUUCCUGUUAAAGAAGCAAAAGUGCUAUAUCAAGUAUAUCAAAUCACAAUUCAAAUGACCAAAUGCAUGAAGAGACUGUAAUAGCUUAAACUCUACUCUAACUUUAAAUAACCGCAUUACUUCAUUAUCACUAUUGAAUUGAACAAGAAAAUCGAACUCCACAUGUUAAACUCCAUAAAACUCUCUAACAUUGAAAUUAGUAUAUGA
Messenger RNA from Paramecium tetraurelia, 819 nucleotides. RefSeq lists its product as uncharacterized. NCBI's taxonomy places the organism in Eukaryota, Ciliophora, Oligohymenophorea, Peniculida, Parameciidae. The transcript is spliced from 5 exons. The record is from RefSeq and is a predicted model, not a curated record.